CUCCGCGAUAAGACCCGGCCUGAGGUGUCGAGUUCACGGAAGCUUUUCCCAAGGACUCGCCGAGGAUCGCCAGAGUCUCCCGCACUAUGGGAAACGCAGCGACCGCCAAAAAAGGCAAUGAACUGGAGAGCGAGACUUUUGUCAAAGAGUUUCUAGCCAAAGCCAAAGAAGAUUUCUUGAGAAAAUGGGAAUCGCCACAACAGAGCACAACUUGUUUAGAUGACUUUGACAGACAGAAGACUCUGGGCACGGGAUCCUUCGGGCGAGUCCUGUUGGUUAAACACAAGGCUUCAGAUCAGUACUAUGCCAUGAAAGUCCUGGACAAACAAAAGGUGGUGAAGUUGAAACAAGUGGAGCAUACGCUAAACGAGAAGAGAAUAUUACAAGCAGUUUCCUUCCCAUUCCUCGUCAGAUUGGAAUAUGCCUUCAAGGACAACUCUAAUUUGUAUAUGGUGAUGGAGUAUGUACCCGGAGGAGAGAUGUUCUCGCAUCUUAGACGAAUCGGGAGGUUUAGUGAACCACAUGCACGGUUUUAUGCUGCACAGAUCGUCCUGACUUUUGAGUACCUCCACUCACUAGACCUCAUCUAUAGAGACCUGAAACCUGAAAACCUACUUAUUGACCAGCAUGGAUAUAUACAGGUAACAGACUUUGGAUUUGCGAAAAGAGUAAAAGGCAGAACCUGGACAUUAUGUGGAACUCCGGAGUAUCUGGCGCCCGAGAUCAUCCUCAGCAAGGGAUACAACAAGGCUGUGGACUGGUGGGCCCUCGGCGUUCUCAUAUAUGAAAUGGCAGCUGGAUAUCCUCCAUUCUUUGCAGACCAGCCCAUUCAGAUCUAUGAGAAAAUUGUGUCUGGAAAGGUGCGCUUCCCGUCGCACUUCAGUUCGGAUCUGAAGGAUCUGCUGAGGAAUCUGCUGCAGGUGGACCUGACCAAGCGCUUCGGCAACCUGAGGAAUGGAGUCAAUGAUAUAAAAAACCACAAAUGGUUUGCCACAACGGAUUGGAUAGCCAUCUAUGAGAGAAAGGUGGAGGCGCCGUUCAUACCAAAGUGCCGAGGUCCAGGAGACACAAGCAACUUCGACGACUACGAAGAGGAAGACAUCCGCGUAUCUGUUACAGAAAAAUGUGCAAAGGAGUUCUCCGAGUUUUAGUUACGGGACACCUCAACUCUAGACACAUGCAUGUAUACAUAUAUUCACCUAUAGCGGUAUAUGUAUACAUGCGUUUGUGCGUGUGCGCUUCACACCACACGUCAGACAAAGGGUUCCUUUGCACUCUAAAGACAUGGGAAGAGCAGAGAGCACAUCUACACCCUUCAGCGUCUCGUGUACUUCCUUCAUUCCAUCCGCUUUAGAGAGGUUUUUCACGCUCUUAAAACCAUCAUGCACUGGCACAUCUCUCGCAUUCACUCCCGUAUCGAUCCGUCUUUACGUUCUUCCCUGUUUCAAAGAUUAUUUUUGAAAGUAUGAUGUUAAAAAGGGGAGGAAAAACACACAAAAACACAAAAGGCCAAUUCAGCAUUGUUACAUGUUGUUUUUUUUAAUGUUUCAUGGCACCGUCACACAGUGUUGUGAUUUCGAAGGCGUGUAUCUGCGCUUUCUGGCAUUUUUGGUGUUACGCGUCUUUUUCGUUUUUCUGUUUUAGACCAAAACAACUGACAGCUUGUUUAUUUUUUUGUUACGUGUGCAUAUCUAUUGAUUUCAGAGUGGUUUUUUACUUGAUUUGAACCACCUCGUGUGUUGAACGCAUGACCAAAACCAUCGUGUUGUGAACGGCAGAGGAGGAGAUCGUAAAUCUUCGGACUUGCCUUAGAAAUCUGGAUAUUACCGAGCCCACAGAGCGAACGUUUUAGUCACAAUGUUCCCGUGAAGGUCCAGUCUCAUGCAUAUACUGACAGAUAAUGUUAGCAAUAUAAAAUUUAUCAUAUUUUACCACUUUUUUUGUGCUUUUUUUUUAGUUGUUAUGCAAAAAUGAUUUUUUUUUAUUGUGAAAUGUUGGAGUAGUGCACCUAAAAAUGAAAAUUACCCUAAAAUGCUCACUCUCGUUCUCUGUGCAUGACUUCGUCAGACGAACGCAUUUAUUGUAGUUUUAAAUUGUCCUGGCUCUUUUUAUAUUGUAUAAUGAUCGUGACUUUUAUUUUGAAGCUUCAAGGAAUGCCUCGCACGCCACCAGGGGGUUAACGCAUGUCUUAAGAAGUUGAUCAAUGCGUUUUUGUAUCACAAAUAUUUUCACAUUUGUAGUUAUAAAUUUCAAUCACUGAUUUCCGGCAGUGCUCGAAUGCACGUUAUACGCGACGCACGUAAAUUACGUAUAAUGUAAGACAUUCGUUAUGGGAGCUCUGGAAAUAGAUGCAUCCAUCGGGAACCUCUUAUCACACGGUUUACCACCGAAUAUAAUGACGAACAAGAAACCUAGUUGGUGCGAUUUAAUGUUAUACAACAUAUUACUUUUAAAUUGACAAAUACUUGCGUCUAACCAAACUUUUUGUCUCGUAUCCCACGUAUAUAUCAGUCGCACAUAACACGCAUUGUUUGCAAUUUGUAAUUUAAUAAUAUUGCAUAUAUUAGUCACAAAAAUGCUUGAAUCAUCCUUAUGAGACAUAGCCCGGUGGCGUGUUCAAUAGUUUCACGACAGAUAUAUGCACUUUUUUUUGGAAGCUUCAAAAUAAAAGUCCCUAUCCAACACCAUUGUACUGCUAGGAUGUCAAACAAUGCUAGUGCAGCUUUUGUUUCUAUAGUAAAGGCGAUGACUGAAUGCAUGUUAUGCAUAACUGACGUUCACAACGUUUAACGCUAUCACGUAAGACGGGUAAACGCACAUACGUGGCAUUGCUAGAGAACGCCAAACCAAUGAAUUUUCUAGUUCGUCGCCGUCUUCUGUGGUAAACAACCUAUUGUAAGUGGUUCCGGUGAGAUGCGUUUAUUUUUUCUGCUAUUAAUACGUUAUACAUUAUUUGACGUAUACGUCAGUUGCGCAUAUAAUGUACAUUCGCACACCACUGGAAAUUAACUAUUAAAAUUUAGCAAAAUUGUAGAUUUUUUUUAACAAAAACACAUGGAUAUGCUUUAUAAGACGUGUUGAUUACCUGAUAGCGUAUAAGUUAGAUCUACGACAGACUUAUGCACUUUUUUUUGAAAGCUUCAAAAUAAAAGUCCCUAUUCAACACUAUUGCUAGAAUGUUGAAAUGAUGCUUGUGCGGCUUUCAUUUCCAUACUAACAGAUUGACAGGGUUCUCCAGUUGUUAGUAAACAACUGGAAUAUUUCAAGUUUUUAAAUGAUAAAUUUCAAUCACUGACUUAAGCUGAAUGCAUGUUAUGCAUGACUGACGUUUACGAUGUUUAACGCAAUUACGCAAGACGGGUAAACACGCAUACGCGGUAUUGUAAGAGAACGCCAAACCAAUGAAUUUUCUAGUUCGUCGUCAUCUUCUGUGGUAAACAAACUGAUGAAAGUAGUUCCCGUGAGACACGUUUAUUUUUUCUGAUAUUAAUACGUCAUGCGUUAUAUGUCGUAUAAGUCAGUUGCGCAUAUAAUGUACAUUCGCACACCACUGGAAAUCAACGAUUAAAAUUAAGCAUAAUUAUAGGUUUCUAUUUUACAAAAAUACAUGGAUCUGCUUCAUAAGACAUGCAUUAAUUACUUAAUUGUUUUACAUUUUCAAAAUAAAAGUCCCUAUGACACAUUAAACUGCUAGACUGUUGAAGCAAUGCUUGUGCAACAGAUUGACGGGGCUCUCCAGGAUUGUUGUAAACAACUCAAAUGAUUUUAAAAUAAAAGUCCCCAUCCAACACCAUUAUAUCUUAUAGAAGAGCCAGAAUAAAAUGUAAAACCACUCUGGGUUCGUCUAACAGAACAAAACUAAAUUAGGUAGUAAUUUUUAUUUUUUGAGGUGAACUAUUCCUUGCCGGAUUGGUUCGCUUUGGUCAUUUCAGUGCUGUUGUUUAUUUUUGGCUAUUUAAAGACACAGUUCACCCAAAAAUGUAAAGUCUGUCAUUAUUUACUCAUUCUUCACUUGUUUGAAACCACUUUGAGUUUCGUCUGUUGAACACUAAAGAUGAUGCAUUGAAGAAUGCUGAUUGAUGACACCCAUUGACUUCCAUUGUUUUUCUUUCUGUAGACGUCGAUGGGUAGCAUCCACCAGAGUUUUAAAUAUUAAACCAUCUCCUUGGUGUCCAACAAAAGAAACUCAAAGGUUUAAAACCACACGAAAGGAAUAAAUUGUGCAUUGUUUAACUUUUUUAGGUGAACUAUCCCUUUAAAAUGAAGAAUAACAGCCAAUGCAUUGGUGCAGUUGAGCUAGAUCAGGGGUGUCCACACUCGGUCCUGGAGAGUUUAGCUCCAACCCUAAUCAAACACACCUGAAUCAUCUAAUCAAGCUCUUGCUAGAUAUACUAGAAACUUCCUGGCAGGUGUGUUGAAGCAGGGUAGAGCUAAACUCAGCAGGACACCGGCCCUCAUGGGAUUGAGUUUGGACACCCUUGAGCUAGACGAUCACAGCGAGGCACUACUCAGUUGCAUAUCAGUUACUUAUUUUUUGGGGUCACCGUUUUUUAAUUCGUCAACGUUGAAGCUGUUUUGCAAAGUUCUCUCUUAACCGAAAAUUGUAAAACUGCCAAAACGCCGUGUUGUCGUCUCCAUCGUUGCUGUUAUACUUCUGUCGUUCUUUUGUUUUUAUGACCGAAUGUAGUGUUGAAACUUCUAGGUAUGCAUAUUGUUUGAAGAGUUUGAAGUUUUGAGGUACUUUCUCACAGACGUAUACUAAGAAAUAAUGUUACAAAGACAGAGAGGAGGAGGAGGAGGAGGAGAUGGGAAGAAAAGCGGGGGUUAGUGAGCCUCUUCUUUGUAUCACGUAUAAUCCAGUUAUUGUUCAGCUCAUAAUGCGUAUAUGCAUUAUUUCUUAUAAAUGUUUUUAUUUAUACACACAUUAGAGAGAUGCUAAUAAAUUUUAUUUUUAAGA
This is a messenger RNA of Danio rerio (zebrafish), 4957 nucleotides long. The record is from RefSeq and is a predicted model, not a curated record. Lineage: Eukaryota; Metazoa; Chordata; Actinopteri; Cypriniformes; Danionidae.